AUGGCCUCUCAAUCUCCUCGUCAUAUUCGCAAAGAUUCUAUCACAUCACCUGGUCUAGAUGCCCUGGCCGCUGCAGCCAGCAAUGCAGAUCCCAUCGUCUCUCCUCCAAACAGCUCUGGGUUUGCGACGAACUAUCACCCCAGUAUACGGCGUCAGUCUGGUGGCGCGCAAUCAUAUGAGAGUUUCCAACCGACUUCGCAAUUCUCCCCUACCCUUGUCCAAUACGGCCAUGUCCCUAGUGGAGAAUACAGACCUCCGUCCUCCGGAGACCCUCGACAGAGUCUUCCACCCUACCAGCCCUCAGGUUUUGUACAACCUUCUCAAUUGCCACAACAAGAUGCUUUGAAUAAUACGACUUUGUUCCAGACUCAGGAAGGAGUGAAUCGAAGAAGCCCUUCUCUUCCACAUGAGGGCGAAAUAAAAUUCAGCGACCAGCAUGAUGGAGCGCUAACAGCACAAAUACGUGAACCUUUACCUGGACCAGAGCAUUCACUGCCCGAAAUUGCGGUUCCUGAGACACAAAGUGAGCAAGUGGAAGUCAAAACAGAAAUGGGCGAUGUUCCAAUGCAAGAGGCGCAAAUGCCCAACAACCCGGAGUUACUCCAAAGUGAUAUGACAAUGGACGGUUUCGAGCAGAAUAAGAUAGAGCCAACACCUCUUCCCGAAAAGCCCGAGACGCCAGUAAAAGCCUCUCCAAAACCAAAGGCUCCUCCCAAGAAACGCGCCCCACCCAAAAAGGGCACAGCGAGUGCAGUCAAGAACCCCGCAAAGAAGCGCAAACUCGACAAUAGCACCGAGAGCGUUGAAGGUUCUCCAUCAAGAGGUACACCCGGGACGAACCGAGCAAGCCUCACACCAGCACCGAAGAACAAGAAGCAAGCUUCUGAUACUCCUACGCGAAGCUCUUCUAUAGCUGCAGACGAUGAUGACUACGAUGGAGGCUCUGACAACGAAGUCUUCUGCAUAUGCCGCAAGCCUGACGAUCAUGGCGUCAUGAUCGGAUGCGAUGGUCCUUGCGAGGAUUGGUUUCAUCUAAAGUGCGUGGACAUGACAGAGGCAAAGACGAAGCUGAUACAGAAAUGGUAUUGUCCCAAUUGCUCAGCUUCUGGCCAUGACACCCUGUGGCGCCGCAUGUGCAGAUUACCAGGCUGCUCCGAACCAGCACGAACGGACGAAAAAGGCAAAAAUCUCUCAAAAUACUGCAGCGACGAGCACGGAGAAGAUUUUAUGCGGCGUCUUGUCGAAGGCAAAGGCUCCGAGCCCGCCCCGACAAUAGAACGAGCCACCCGACGAAAGAGCCAACACCAACAGCUCACCCCAGACAAAGGCCCCGAAGCCUACGAAGACCCAAGAGGCGGCGUGCUCAAACCUGCAGACCUCAAAGCCAUCACCGACUACACCAAAGACGUGACCUCUUUCCACGCCCUGGGCGAAGCCUCUGUACCCUCUCCACCACGCACAGCAUCCCCUAACCUCCUGAACGGCAACAGCACACCCACCCUCUCAAAACCUGACCCCCCUUCCCACACCCAUACCAAAAUCACAUACACUCCCUCCGAGCAAAGUACCCUCAGCGCCCUCGCGCAAAAGAAAUCCCACCUCCUCUCCCGCCGCGAAAUGCUCACAGAUCGCGACAAAUUCGUCGCCCUAGUCAGCGCACGGCACAAGACCAUCCUCGCGAAACUGAAAGAGACGGACAAAUCCCUCAAAGACAUCUGUGGCUACGACAGCCGGCUUACAUGGUCCGACCACGAAUUCGACGCCUGGCGAACGAGCGCGGAUGGCGUGCAGGCGCUCGAGAGCGGUGUGCUAGGGGAGCCGCCGCGGGGGAAGUUGCAUGCGAUGCCGAAUGGUACGGCGGUGGUGAAAGUCAAUGGCGUCCUCCCACCACCAGUACUCACGAAUGGCACAACGCCCAAGGCCGAAGGAGAUGGGGAUGGGGAUGAGGAGAUGCCAGAUGCGGAAGAUGGGAAACAUUCCACCACCAACGCGGAGAUUGAAGAGGGGGUGGAGGAGAUAGGUAAAGGCGUGUGUAAGAAAAAACGCUGUGAGAGGCAUAGAGCGUGGAAUAAAAACCAGAUGAACGAUAACCUGUUCGAGAAGAAUCAGGUGAGGGUGGCGCUGAAGAAGGUCGAGGGCGAGGAGAAGGGCGUUAGGGAUUGUGCUGUGCUGAGGGGGCUGGAGGAUGAUGUUGGUGCUGCUGCCGGGGGGAGGGAAGGAGAUGGUGUUGCGGAUGGGGACGGGGAGGUAUAA
This is a messenger RNA of Bacidia gigantensis, 2253 nucleotides long. RefSeq lists its product as uncharacterized. The transcript has 3 exons. Gene Ontology annotation, biological process: positive regulation of DNA-templated transcription. Gene Ontology annotation, cellular component: Set1C/COMPASS complex. The coding region runs from base 1 to 2253 and encodes 750 amino acids. The record is from RefSeq and is a predicted model, not a curated record. Lineage: Eukaryota; Fungi; Ascomycota; Lecanoromycetes; Lecanorales; Ramalinaceae.